Molecule: messenger RNA, 3215 nt
Organism: Microdochium trichocladiopsis
Lineage: Eukaryota; Fungi; Ascomycota; Sordariomycetes; Xylariales; Microdochiaceae
Product: RNB domain-containing protein
Exons: 2
Coding region: 159-3137 (992 amino acids)
Biological process (GO): rRNA catabolic process
Cellular component (GO): cytoplasmic exosome (RNase complex); nuclear exosome (RNase complex)
Molecular function (GO): endonuclease activity; 3'-5'-RNA exonuclease activity; RNA binding
Source: RefSeq, a predicted model, not a curated record
AGAUCUUAUCGAUGACUGCAAGCAAGCUGGUGUGGGAUAUCCUUCAAAUCGACGUGGCGACAGACAAUCAGUUCAGACAUUUUGCAGAAAGGCCCUGAAGCCGGUCUGAGGGACAGCCUGAAAUAUCACAGUAAACUGCGUCCAGCGUUCUGUCCAAGAUGACGAGCUUGAAACGCUCGGUCGGGCCCGACAAUGCGAGCUCCAUGCUCUCGAGCAAGGUCUACGUCCGGUCGACCAAGAGCGGCAAGGUCCAGAAGAUUGUUCGUGAGGUAUACCUCCGCCAAGACAUCCCCUGCUCUUCGCAGCUGUGCUCAAGGUGUCUGGCCAUAGCUCCCGUUAAUGCCGGCGGUGAACGGACACCGUUUGUGCUAUCAGAAAAGCCGGCAGGCACCAAAGCUUUUCCCAAUGGUCACUAUCUCGUACCAGACACAAACGCGCUGCUCAAUGCCAUGGAUCUCUUUGAGCAGAGUGCCGCAUUCUACGAUGUCAUCAUCCUUCAGACAGUCCUCGAGGAGCUCCGGAACAGGUCACUGCCGCUGUACAACCGGCUCAUCGGCCUGACCAAGAGCGAGGACAAGCGGUUCUAUGUAUUCUUCAAUGAGUUUCGCGCAGAGACGUUUGUCAAGCGCGGGGAGAGCGAGAGCAUCAACGACCGCAACGACAGAGCUGUGCGGCAGGCUGUCAAGUGGUACAAUGAGCACCUCGCGCAGACCAAGCACAAGAAGCUGCCCUCGGUGGUCAUGUUGACGGACGACAGGGGCAACAUCGACAAGGCCAAAGCGGAAAAGGUACCAGCAACAACCCUGCGGGAUUACGUCUCUGGUCUGGAGGAUGCCGAUCGCCUACUGGACAUGAUCGCCGAGUCACAGGAACGCGGCGCUGCCCGGGACAAACGGAUCUCAGAGUUCCUGUACCCAGAGUACUACAGCAUGUCGAAGAUGAUGACGGGUGUCAAGAGCGGCAUGCUGCACCAGGGCAUCUUCAACGUGUCGCCCUACAACUAUCUCGAGGGCUCCAUCAAGGUGCCCGCGUUCACAAAGGCGCUUCUCAUCCUCGGUCGUGACAACAUCAACCGGGCUGUGGACGGUGAUGUCGUGGUCGUCGAGGUCUUGCCGCAAGAUCAGUGGAAGGAGCCGUCCUCGAAGAUCAUUGAGGAGGAGAACAUUACCAAGAACGAAAACGCAGACAACGACGAAGGCGGCGACACAGUCACCGAGAAAGAGAGACGCGCGCUGCAAGAAGAGGUCAAGAAGACUCAGGGCUUGACGACGGAGGGACGACCGCAACCAACAGCCAAGGUGGUGGGUGUGAUCAAGCGGAAUUGGCGCCAGUAUGUUGGACACAUUGACCAGUCUUCCGUCAGCCAGUCAUCGAAACAGGGCCGCAAGCAGGACUCCGUGUUCCUGAUUCCCAUGGACAAGAAGAUCCCCAAGAUCAGACUGCGCACGCGGCAGGUCGGCGAGCUGCUUGGCAAGCGCAUCCUGGUCACCAUUGACUCCUGGGACCGUGAGUCGCGGCAUCCUGUGGGCCACUUCGUCCGGUCGUUGGGAGAGAUGGAGACCAAGGCUGCUGAGACUGAGGCGUUACUGUUGGAGUACGACGUUCAAUACCGGCCGUUCCCCAAGACAGUCUUGGACUGCCUGCCCAAGGAAGGCCACGAUUGGAAAGUCCCAGAGAGUACCGAGGAUCCCGGCUGGCGGGAUCGCGAGGACUUACGGGGCCUGCUCAUUUGCAGUAUCGACCCGAUCGGUUGCCAGGAUAUCGAUGAUGCGCUACACGCAAGGCCUCUCCCGAACGGCAACUACGAAGUGGGCGUCCACAUUGCGGAUGUAUCACAUUUCGUCAAGCCUGGAAAUGCGAUGGACACAGAAGCAAGCAUUCGUGGUACAACCGUCUACCUCGUUGACAAGCGCAUCGACAUGCUGCCUAUGCUGCUUGGCACGAAUCUGUGCUCCUUGAAGCCGUAUGUCGAGCGCUUUGCGUUCUCUGUCAUAUGGGAAGUCAAUCAGAACGCCGACAUCAUCAACGUCAGAUUCACCAAGUCUGUCAUCAAGUCACGAGAAGCGUUCAGUUACGAGCAGGCACAGCUGCGCAUCGACGACGACUCACAGCAGGACGACUUGACCCAGGGCAUGAGGACAUUGCUCAUGCUGUCCAAGAAGCUCAAGCAGAAGCGCAUGGACGCAGGUGCCUUGAGCUUGUCCUCGCCCGAGGUCAAGGUGCAGAUGGAGUCUGAGACCUCAGAUCCCAUCGACGUCAAGACAAAGCAGCUUCUCGACACCAACUCGUUGGUUGAGGAGUUCAUGCUGCUCGCCAACAUCAGCGUGGCGGGCAAGAUCUAUGAGGCGUUCCCGCAGACGGCCAUCCUCCGCCGACACGCGGCGCCGCCCAAGACCAACUUUGACGAGCUCGCCAACCAGCUCAAGGUCAAGCGCGGACUCGAGCUGCGUGUCGACUCGUCAAAGGCCCUAGCCGACUCUCUCGACAGCUGCGUAGACCCCAAGGAGCCCUUCUUCAACACUCUGAUCCGCAUCAUGGCGACCAGGUGCAUGAUGAGCGCCGAGUACUUCUCUGCCGGCACCCAAUCAUACCCAGAGUUCCGGCACUACGGCCUCGCCUCUGAGAUCUAUACACAUUUCACAAGCCCGAUCCGGCGAUAUGCCGACCUCGUUGCGCACCGACAGCUCGCGGCGGCCAUCGAGUACGAGCCGAUGCACCCGGCGGUGCGCUCACGGGGCAAGCUCGAGGCCGUGUGCAAGAACAUCAACGUGCGCCACCGCAACGCGCAGCUCGCCGGGCGCGCCAGCAUCGCGUACUACGUCGGGCAGGCGCUCAAGGGCCGCGUCGCCGAGGAGGAAGGCUUCGUCAUGAAGAUCUUCUCUAACGGCUUCGUCGUGCUCGUCCCGAGGUUCGGCAUCGAGGGCCUGAUCCGCCUGCGCGACCUCGCCCCGGCCGAGGCCGCGGGCGCGUCCGAGCCGGACAGCGAGUUCGACGCCGAGAACUAUGUCCUCACCACGAGUGGCAGCCGCGACCUGCGCGUCGAGCUGUUCCAGAAGGUCGUCGUGCGGAUCCAGGACGUCAAGGACGAGGCCACGGGCAAGAGGGGCGCCAAGAUGGAGCUCGUCCGCGUGGGUUAAAAAGAGUUAUGAUGUGUACAGGAUCAAGAAGAUGUACCAGCUUAGAGAUAAUAGAAAAGAUAUGAACUUAUGGAUUUG